AUGAUUGGAUUCGUCUAUCCAGCAUAUCAGUCGGUAAUCGCUAUUCGGUCGGAUGACAAAGAAGACGACACGCAAUGGUUAGUGUACUGGACGACGUUCGCCUUCUUCACUGUGCCCGACCAGUUCGCCUCGCAGAUCUACAGCUACUUCCCGCUCUACUGGGCCGUUAAAGCCGUGUUCCUUCUCUACUUGGCAUUGCCGCAGACCUAUGGAGCGCACAAUAUGUAUGCCAAGUAUGUGGAUCCGGCAUUCGACGCGAUUAGCAAUUCCUCGCUGAUGAGGUAG
Meloidogyne enterolobii is the source of this 285-nucleotide messenger RNA. The record is from the annotation of a GenBank genome assembly. Lineage: Eukaryota; Metazoa; Nematoda; Chromadorea; Rhabditida; Meloidogynidae.